AUGCCCUCUGAGCCAGAACGUCAAACCCUUCUCAUUCCUCUUAACCUUGGCACACCUGCUCAAUAUGAUCCCUCUAUCUUCCCUGUCAUGAGACUGAAAGAUACAAGCACUCUUGGGCAGGUUGGUAUUGUCCUUGAAGCGACGCUGGACGAAGUAUUCAAGAUACACAAGAUGGCCACCGAUAAGAAAAAGAUACAAGACCUACUUGCCGAGACGAAGGCCUCGUAUGACACUCUGGUUUUAAAAAAGGAGGAACUGCAGAGGCAAAAGAAAUCAUUCAAUCCAGUGAAAUUAUUCUCGGCAUAUCGUUCAACUCGGUUACUUGUUGAAGCAGUGAAAGAGUUGUACACGGAUACUAGGACCACAUCAGAGAAGAUCAGAAGGCAACUGCUCUCUAUUACGUCUGCAGAAGUCGAGAAUGUACAGUGUCUGCAACUUCUUGCUCAUUCUGCUGGAUCGCUCGAACUGAAUAUCUACCCAGAUGAUGACUUACCAUCUGAUGCUCGUGUUAGCGGAAUCGCUAUCCCACUGGAGUCACCAUUGGAUCAAUCCACAGCUUCGUUUUUCAGCGAAGCUGCGAAUUUCAUUGUAUCUCAAGUGAACCUGCUCUCCGAGGAAAAUCCCUUUGCUGAUGACCAUCAAGUAGAAGACUGUGUCUGUGCGAAAAUUAGACACGGCUCAACUGCAGGCUCGGCAACUGGUGAUGGAGUUGCGCUACCAGGUAAUUCUCAUAUGUCCGUAUCAUCUUCGUCGAUAUUCGGUAACAACCACUUCAUUUUCAAUAAUAGUUAUGUUGCCUCGGGAUCUGUCAUGAACACACCAACCUCGAACCAUGGUAGUUCAAAUAACCAAGGGUCGUGUUCGUACCCUUCUCAUUUAUCUUGUGUCGUUUUCCUCUAA
This is a messenger RNA of Suillus bovinus, 900 nucleotides long. RefSeq lists its product as uncharacterized. The transcript is spliced from 4 exons. The record is from RefSeq and is a predicted model, not a curated record. Bases 1 to 900 code for a protein of 299 amino acids. Lineage: Eukaryota; Fungi; Basidiomycota; Agaricomycetes; Boletales; Suillaceae.